CGCGGUCUCAUUGGAAAAAGGAAAGGCUCAUUGAUUCUAGAAAACCAAAUCUGUCUAGGAACAGGCAUCCUACCUUAUCCUACUCUGAUCCCUCGCCAUGUUCAAAAAGAAGCCCACGAUCAAAAACCUGUCCCCUCUGCGGUCUUCCGAUCGUCGAAAAAUCGCCGACCAAAUCAUCAGCGAUUACAAGAUCGAAGUUCCCUCCAACACCCCAGCGGAAGACUCCAGCGCAUCGGCCACCACCGCGCCGAGUCUCACCACCGUCCGAAAUGCUCUUCUCCCCGAUAAUUCGCUGUCCGCGCGCUUCACGACGACGGCGGGACCUCAGCUGAAGGAGGUGCAGGGCACAGUGUACGUCGGAUCACAUGGAGGGAAUGAAGAGCGGAUUCUGUGGUUCAGGCUGGACCACGGCCCCGGUGCCGAUGGACGCCUAUACCCCACCGUCUACACGCUGUGGAAUAAUCCCAACCUGGUUCCCCUGGUGCACACUCCGGAUUUCGUGAUGCAGAAGCUGCGUGGAGGCGCCGAUCUGAUGACACCCGGGUUGGCGAAUGAGCCGCCGUUCCCCGAGCGUGCGGUCAAGGGAGCCGUGAUUGCGGUGGCGGGUCUGGACCGGCAUACGGUGCCGUUGUUUGUGGGGAUCUGCGAGAUUGAUAUUUCGGCCCUCGGGGAAGUCCAGGGCUCGAAGGGACAUGCAGUCCGAGGCUUGCAUUGGGAGGGAGAUGAGUUGUGGGCUUGGAGUUCAUCUUCCCGACCUGGACAACCGUCUCCGGAGUAUAUCGAGGGCUGGGACGAGGAUCUCGAGAGUGAGGAGGAAGGUGCAGAGGAGGUCCAGGAGAGCUUGGAUGAUUUGACGUUGGCUGAAAAGGACGCCGGCCAAACCGAAGGGCAGGAGGAGCCUCUAGGCGAAACCCCCGAGGAUGAGCCCGAGGAGACGGAAGCAGCUCCGGUGGAAAAGGAGCCUUCUAUGAAAGAAAUUGACGAGGCCUUUGAAAAGGCAUUCCUUUACUCCUUGCACAAGCUCAAGCAAGACAAUCCCUCAUCCCCAAACCACGGUCUAUCCCUCCCCAUCCAACCCUCCGCUCUCAUCUCGAACAUGAUCACGCCAUUCCUUCCUAUAUACACGGCACAGCAAGCGCAAUUCUAUCAGAUCAAGAAGACGAGCUGGAAGAACGUCAAGAAAUUCAUCAAGUAUUUGGACAAGCAGCGACUAGUCAAGUCCAAGGACCGCAAUGGUCAAGAGACCAUCAUCUUGGAUGUGGACUUUAAUGACCGCCGCGUGGAACAGUUUGUCCCUUACCGACUUCCUAACAAAAACGCCCUCGAGAGCGCUGGGAAGUCCGGCGCAGCUGGAGCCAAGAAGCCCGAGGCUGAUGGAGGCGACCCUGCCGUUGGCCAAACGCUCACCGUCCAAACGCUCUACCGCCCAACGCCCAAGGUCGUGCCGACUCUCUUUGCAGCGUUAUCCAGCACCGACCCCAACAACUAUUACAAGUACACGGACGUCUCCAACGCGCUGGACAAAUAUCUCCAGGCUCAGAACCCUCCAAUCGUCAGCAAGGAAAACCGCCGCAUCAUCAACCUCAACCCCUUCCUCGCCAAUAGCAUCUUCACAUCUUCGUCCGCCGAGGACAAAAGCACCGUCGCCCGCGGAAAGACCACGCGCGACGGCCUCCUGAAGCGAAUCGUGGAAGACAACGGCCUGUUGAACAGAUACUACGUGAUUCUCCGGGCCGGACAAACGCUGGCCGAUGUGAAACCCCGGCCUGGGGUAGCCCCCAAGGCCAACGUGAUUCUGGAGCGUCGAACGGGCUCGAAGACCGUUACGCGGGUCUCCAACCUAGAGGUCUUCGGCAUCAUUCCGAGCUUGCUGGCCGAGGAGCUGCAGAAGAAGUGCGCCAGCAGCACUAGCGUGACCCAAGCCAACGGGGCGCCCAAGGGCGUGAUGGAGGUUCUCGUGCAGGGAGAUCAGCGACGUGCAUUGGAGACGGCGCUGUCCCGACGAGGGCUCAAGUCGCAAUGGGUGGACACGGUGGACAAGACCAAGAAGAAGAAAUGAUUCUCUAUACUUGGGGGUUGGCUGUAGAUACUAGAUAUCCCACGAGACGAUUCGGGAAGAGCAAUGAAUUGCAUAUGUCUAAU
Messenger RNA from Aspergillus steynii IBT 23096, 2142 nucleotides. Its product is annotated as putative RNA binding protein Ligatin/Tma64. The record is from RefSeq and is a predicted model, not a curated record. Gene Ontology annotation, molecular function: translation initiation factor activity. The transcript is spliced from 3 exons. NCBI's taxonomy places the organism in Eukaryota, Fungi, Ascomycota, Eurotiomycetes, Eurotiales, Aspergillaceae. Bases 98 to 2059 code for a protein of 653 amino acids. Gene Ontology annotation, biological process: translational initiation; formation of translation preinitiation complex.